AAACAAUCUCGGCUUUCCCUUCCACCACUUCUUCACUUCCUUCUUCCUCCAUCCACCAGUGGGAAAUAUUCGAAAAUCAAAGCAAGAGAAGAGAAGAGAAGAGAAGAGAAUGGCUUUAAGCUUCGAAGAAACAAACUUGUUAUAUUCACAACUGAGAUCAGAGCAAAUACCAUUCGAUGAAAUCGUCACGGAGUUUCUCAACAAAAUCAAUCGCUCUCGCUCUUCCCCUCUUUCCGCCUCUCUCUUGCUCCUCUUACAGAAUAAGAAGAUGCUGAAGUCUACGGAACGGUUAAUUGCGUUUGCGAUUCUUUAUCAGACUUAUUCAUCGCAGCCGACUUCCGCAAAUCCGUAUGUGGCUUUGUUUAUCAAUGCUGCUUGUGAUGAGGACGCGGAAAAAUAUGAGAGGGCGUUUGUUCUUCAGUUGUUAGCCUCUGGUGGCUCCGGCGGUAGCAAAGAGUUUCUUAAACAGUCAGCUGCGAAUUACAUCAAACUUUUUGAUCCUUCAGUCCAUGCUUUCCCAUCACGUGAACAAUUGCAGCAUCAAUAUUCUGAUAAAGUCCAUCCUGAAGCACAUAAUUCCAUAUUUAAAAACGAUUCGCUGAAAAAUAUAGUGCCAGAUCCAGAUGUACCCCGUGGUUGUGAUGCAAAUUCACCAGAGUUUGAUUUGCAACCUGGAGCAAAACCUAAACUUGGAUCUGGAGAUAGAGAUGAGGCUCUGCUUGGAUUGUUGGCAAACUUGUCAACAGAGGGAAUUGGUCAUCAAUGGAUCAGGCCUCGACCACCGAGAUUGCCGAUACAAGAUGGCGAACUAGUGUGGCUCAAUCCCGAUAGCAAUCAUGAGCUUGUAUGGGAUCAUGGGAUGUGUGCUGAUACUAGCAAGGGAGCAGCUGUUAGGGACUUGAUUGCAAAAGCCCUGAAGGGACCUCUCGCCCCUGCUCAACAGGAGCAAGUCUUGGUGGAAUUGACUAAUGACCCAAAGCUUGUAUAUCACUGUGGACUGGCACCAAGGAAGUUACCUGAAUUGGUGGAGAACAAUCCCCUUAUUGCAGUUGAAGUUCUUACAAAGUUGAUAAAUUCUCCUGAAAUUGCAGAUUACUUCACAGUUCUUGUCAAUAUGGACAUGAGUCUACAUUCAAUGGAAGUUGUGAACCGGCUUACAACAGCAGUUGAACUUCCAAAGGAGUUUGUUCGGAUGUACAUAACUAAUUGUAUUUCAUCUUGUGAAAAUAUCAAGGAUAAAUACAUGCAGAACCGACUUGUCAGACUUGUUUGUGUUUUCCUGCAGAGUCUGAUCCGAAACAGAAUUAUUGAUGUUAAGGAUCUCUUCAUUGAAGUCCAAGCGUUUUGCAUUGAGUUUUCACGGAUUAGAGAAGCAGCUGCUUUAUUUAGACUCCUUAAGACCUUGGAAUGAAUGGUCCGUUUGUAUUCCUCAUGCUACGCACUUCUUUCCCUUUAGUUCGCAGUUAGAAUUUUCGUCUUCCUUUUGUAGAUAAUGAAUCCAUUCUUCCUUUAUAUUCUAGUUAGUGCACCCAACUUUUCUUUAUGACUUGCUUUACUGUGCGACUUCUGAUUUACAAGGAAUGGAUUGAGAUUUUGUUUGGAUAAA
This is a messenger RNA of Populus trichocarpa (black cottonwood), 1606 nucleotides long. RefSeq lists its product as uncharacterized. The record is from RefSeq and is a predicted model, not a curated record. Gene Ontology annotation, biological process: negative regulation of translation; mRNA catabolic process. Gene Ontology annotation, cellular component: CCR4-NOT complex. The transcript is spliced from 12 exons. NCBI's taxonomy places the organism in Eukaryota, Viridiplantae, Streptophyta, Magnoliopsida, Malpighiales, Salicaceae. Bases 110 to 1411 code for a protein of 433 amino acids.